GAAAUGAGUUACUUGUCUUUUUGGCAGACCAAAAGGAACCAUACUUCAAGCCCAGAGUUAGGUUAUCAAUGAAACCUCCAAGCAUUAUAAUAACCAGUGUAGUUCCUGGAGAUUAUGAUGGUGAUUCACAAAUGGAUGUCCUCCUAACUACCCGGACUCAAAAUCAUGGCAAAGAUGAACUUUCAGUGUUUAUUUUCUGGGGGCACAACCAAACAUUAGAUUUUGAUCAUAAAAAAGUGUUAAAUAAGACUUUUAAUGAUGAGCCUCUAAUAAUGGACUUCAAUGGUGACUUGAUUCCUGACAUCUUUGGUGUCACAACCGAUUCAAAUAAACCACAGAUAUUGAUAGGCGGGAACUUUUCAUGGCAUCCUGCAUUGGACACUCCCAAUAAAAUGUACAUACCGCACUCUCAUGCAUUUAUAGAUCUGAAUAAUGACUUUACUGCUGAUUUGUUCCUUACUACAUCACCAGAUUCAAAAAAUAUUGAAUUUGAGACUUGGGUAAAUAAGGAUGGGAAUUUCUCUAAAAAUGGAAAAAGUAAGGAAAAACCUGAGGGUAUGCAGAUUGUUGGACAGUCUGUUUUUGCUGAUUUUGAUGGGGAUGGACAAAGUGAACACCUAUUACCAGUCUGUGAAGAUCAUAACUGUCAAAAAAGUGCCAUCUACUUAUCUAAGCUGGGAAUGGAUCAGUGGGUUCCAAUCUUGCAAGACUUCAGAAAUAAAGACACGCUCUGGGGCUUUGUACCAUAUGAAAAGGAUGGCUCUUCAGCAGCAGAUUCGUUUCCAAUUACACUUCACAUUGGAGAUUACAAUAUGGAUGGCUACCCAGAUGCUCUUGCUAUACUAAGGAACACAUCUGGAAGCAACCAGCAAGCAUUUUUACUUGAAAACGUCCCAUGCAAUAAUGCGAGCUGCAAGAGCGUACGGCGCAUGUUUAAAGUUUACUGGGAGCUCUCGGAUCUCAAUCAAAUCAAGGACGCGGUGGUAGCAACCUUCUUUGACAUAUACGAAGAUGGGAUCUUGGAUAUCAUUGUACUAAGCAAAGGCAACUUAAACAAGGAUUUUGCUAUCCAUACAUUAAAAAACAACUUUGAAGCAGACGCCUAUUUUGUUAAAGUUAUUGUUCUCAGUGGCCUCUGUUCUAAUGACUGCCCUCGGAAAAUCACACCUUUUGGUGUUAAUCAGCCUGGUCCUUAUAUCAUGUAUACAACCGUAGACGCUAAUGGAUACCUGAAAAAUGGGUCAGCUGGACAGCUUAGCCAGUCAGCACACUUUGCUCUCCAGUUGCCAUACAACGUGCUAGGCUUGGGACGCAGCGCUAAUUUCCUCGACCAUUUGUAUGUUGGCAUUCCUCGUCCUUUGGGAGAAAAGUCGGUAAGAAAACAGGAAUGGACAGCUAUCAUACCAAACUCUCAACUUAUAGUCAUUCCAUAUCCUCAUAACGUUCCUCGAAGCUGGAGUGCCAAACUGUACCUGACCCCGAGUAACAUCGUGCUGCUAACGGCUAUAGCCUUAAUUGGUGUCUGUGUUUUCAUCCUGGCAAUAAUUGGCAUAUUACACUGGCAAGAAAAGAAAGCAGAUGACAGAGAGAAGCGACAGGAAGCCCAUCGGUUCCAUUUUGAUGCUAUGUGACAUGCCUUAAUAUUUAUGAAGAAGCUGCUGCUCAUUUGCUUAAUUGAAAUACUGAAUUCUGAUUUGUAAAAUGAUUACUGUGAGACUGGUGCUGGUAUGCUAUUUGUAAAUGUUGCAUUACGUGGUAUUUAUUUGGAAAGUAUUUAAAUCAGACCUGAAUGUCUCACAAGGCCUUUCAGUAAA
Tinamus guttatus (white-throated tinamou) is the source of this 1814-nucleotide messenger RNA. The record is from RefSeq and is a predicted model, not a curated record. NCBI's taxonomy places the organism in Eukaryota, Metazoa, Chordata, Aves, Tinamiformes, Tinamidae.